Prunus avium (sweet cherry) is the source of this 1004-nucleotide messenger RNA. RefSeq lists its product as uncharacterized. Lineage: Eukaryota; Viridiplantae; Streptophyta; Magnoliopsida; Rosales; Rosaceae. The record is from RefSeq and is a predicted model, not a curated record.
UUGUGGGUGGAAAUGGAAAUUUUGCAUUCUAGCUGGCUACAUAUGAGAAAGUAUCAUAUUCAAUGGGGAUAGCUUUCUGAAUGGAUUAAAAUCCACAACCUCACGGCUCUCGUUUCUUUGUGGCACUAACAGACGAACCCAAGAGAAGCAUCAUCAACAAUGGCCUCUGCAACUCAACCCAAGUCCCUGUCUUUCCUCUUCUUCCUCCUCCUCCUUGUGAUCCCCCUCAAUUUCCCUUUGAUGACGAAGACAUUGGUAGAAUCAGCCUCUGAUGACCCAGCACCAGCAGCAUGGCCCCACCAAUUCCACUCUGUCCUGUUCAUGAACAACAGCAAGGGAGCUUUGCAAAUCGUGGACCUCUGGUACGACUGGCCCAAAGGCCGAAACUUCAACAUAAUCCAGAGCCAGCUGGGGAAGCUAACCUACGACCUGGAGUGGGACAAUGGCACCUCCUUCAUCUACACCUUGGACGCCAACAAAGAAUGCAAGACCCUGCAUUUCCCUGUUGGCAUUCUCCGGCCCAACUGGCUUGAUGGUGCUACUUAUCUGGGUCAGCGCCACGUGGAUGGUUUCCUGUGUAAUGUGUGGGAGAAGGUUGACUUCAUCUGGUACUAUGAAGAUGUCCUCACUAAGAGACCUGUCCACUGGGUCUUCUACACAGGGUUUAAUGCUCAUGUGAUGACAUUUGAGGUGGGAGCUGUGCUUGAGGAUGCCAAGUGGGAGGCUCCUGUUUACUGUUUUGGGGAGGAGGCUGAGGCAGAAAGGAGCAGGAGCUCUGUGCUUGAAUCUAUGGCAAGUCAUCAUUCUCAUGGGAGUUUGAUGAGAGCUGGUUUUCGUGCAACCUGAAUGCCAUUAGAAUUAGCCAAUGGCCAUUUCUCUGGAGAAAGCUGGUUUUCUUGUGACAUGUUUGAAAUAGCUUUUGAGAUGUAGCAAAGUGAUUCUCGUUUAUAAUUUUAGUUGGCAUUCUAGCAAACACUUGCAAUAUGAUAUGUUUCGCAUGUGAA